GUGGGAAAAUGGAAUGCGAUGGAAGGUUCAAGUCGAUGGUUCUGACUCAGGUCCCGUUGGCGUGAUGUAGGACGCCAGUGGUUGUUGCUGUGGCCGGCAAAUUGAAGCUAAACAGGAACCUUCAACGAACCAAUAAAAGAAUCAGCUUCCUUUACAUCUCAUUCAACCGGUACCAGCAGCUCCAGGGGUUUCCUCAUCUCACACUCUUCCGCUACUAAAAAAGAAUUCUAUCCGUAACAACCAUGGCCGUCCCUGUUCAGCCCCUUCACAACCCUACGCCUCUGCUGCACUCUUCAGAGCUCACCCGCAAGACUCAGAUUAAUAUCUGGCUCAAGCUUGAGAACCUGCAGCCGAGUGGAUCUUUCAAAAUAAGAGGUCUUGGGCACAUGUGUCAAAAGGCGGCUCUGAAGCACGGCUCCAAGACUCAUCUAGUCUGCUCCUCUGGCGGUAAUGCUGGCCUGGCCGUUGCAUAUGCAGGACGGCAGCUCGAUGCCAAGGUCACUGUCGUUGUCCCUCAGUCGUGCAGUCAGUUCAUGAUGAAAAAGAUUCAGGCUGAGGGGGCCGCUGUGGAGGUAGAAGGAGAGGCCUGGGAUGAAGCUGAUCUGCGAGCGCGUACCAUUGUUGCUAACGACCCACACGCAGUGUACAUCCCGCCAUUUGAUCACCCCGAUAUCUGGGAGGGCAAUUCGACCAUGAUUUCCGAGCUUAAAGCGCAACUAGGCGGAAUUGUCCCCGAUGCGAUUGUCUGCUCAGUCGGAGGAGGAGGUCUGAUGAAUGGCGUUAUCCUUGGAUGCCAGGCUGCCGGCUGGAGCAAAGUCCCUGUGCUUGCGGUCGAGACCCAUGGUGCCAACUCGUUCCAACAAUCCGUCUUGGCUGGCGAGCUGGUCACUCUGCCCAAGAUCACAUCCAUAGCCACGUCACUUGGGGCCAAGAAAUCCUCUGCAAAAUCCCUCGAGCUGAGCCUUGUGCAUCCUGUUGUGCCUUUUUCAGUGAGUGACGCGAUGGCAGCUCGCGCAUGCUGGCAACUUCUCGAUGAUCACCGCUUCGCGGUGGAGCCUGCCUGUGGUGCGUCCCUAGGCAUUGCGUACACGCCUGGAUUGCUAUCCAACAUCUUCCCUAACCUGAAUCAGGAUUCAAACGUGGUCGUUAUUGUCUGUGGAGGAUCCAACAUCCAUUUCGACUUGCUUAGUGAGUACAAGGAGAAGUUCGGGGCGGAUGGCCAGCAGUCAUCUAUUGCUGUUAGAAGUGGUGACCAAAUCUUGCUCAAAAUGACGAACGAGACUAUGCCGGCGCAGAGCGCUAUAUUUUCAAAUGUUUACAAGGCCACAUCCAAGACGAAGGAAGACCUCAACGUUACCACUGUCACUGUCAAGGAUGAAAUUCUUGUAGCUCCCACUGGAACCGUUAUAGCAGAAAAGGUAUUCGUGGAAGCCUAACUUCCUCACUAUAAAUAUAGAUGCCGUAGAAAAUACAAUAGAGCC
Messenger RNA from Gamsiella multidivaricata, 1481 nucleotides. Its product is annotated as tryptophan synthase beta subunit-like PLP-dependent enzyme. Gene Ontology annotation, molecular function: L-serine ammonia-lyase activity; threonine deaminase activity; pyridoxal phosphate binding. Gene Ontology annotation, biological process: L-serine catabolic process; L-threonine catabolic process. The record is from RefSeq and is a predicted model, not a curated record. The coding region runs from base 243 to 1436 and encodes 397 amino acids. NCBI's taxonomy places the organism in Eukaryota, Fungi, Mortierellomycota, Mortierellomycetes, Mortierellales, Mortierellaceae. The transcript has 7 exons.